Messenger RNA from Podarcis muralis (Common wall lizard), 1967 nucleotides. The record is from RefSeq and is a predicted model, not a curated record. NCBI's taxonomy places the organism in Eukaryota, Metazoa, Chordata, Lepidosauria, Squamata, Lacertidae.
AUGCAGGCAUGGAAAAACCAAACAGAUGAGAAAUCAGGAGGAGACAAUGGAGGGCGUAAGGAAAACCGGAAAGGUGCGCCCAAGAAGAAAGUUCAGGGCAACGCCCACGUCCGCGUUGACCAAGAGGAAAUGCAGGAGAAGGCGGAGGCAGACCGAGGAGGAAGUGGCUGCAGCUGGUGCAUGGCAUGGGUCCAGUGCUCUUAUCCAACCUGUGAGAAGUGGAGGCGGCUUAGCAGUGACAUAGACCCAUCGGUUCUGUCUGAGGACUGGACAUGUAGCCAGAACCCAGAUCUCGAGCACAACAGCUGCAGCAUUCCAGAGGAAACAUGGUCAGGGUCUGAGAACGAGGUGGUCUAUGCUGUUUAUAUUCCUGGGUCAAUCGUGUGGGCCAAGCAGUAUGGAUACCCAUGGUGGCCUGGGAUUAUAGAGGCUGAUCCAGACAUUGGAGAGUACUUCCUGUUCUCUUCUCAGGCAGAUUCACUUCCUUGCAAGUACCAUGUGACCUUCUUGGGCAGCUCUGUGACCCGGGCUUGGAUCUCUGCCUCCAUGCUGAGGAACUUUGAGGAAUCUUAUGCGAAGGGAAAUGGUGUGGCCAAGCUAAAGAACAAAGGUGACAAGAGGGACUUUGAAGCUGCUGUGAAGAUGGCAAACGAAGCAGAGCAAUUAAGCAUUCAGGAGAGAAUAAGGAUAUUUGGAUUCUAUAGCCGAUUCAGCGGGAGAGAGUCACCUAAAAACAACAGAGACUUGAAAGAUCAUGUACACGUUACCUGUAAGCCCCCUGCCAAGAGGAUCCGAGAACCAAAGGGUGGGAAGAAAAAUGUAUCAGCAUCAAACAAGAGCCAAGAAAAGCUUCUGCCUGAGACACCAGUGAUGAAAUCUGAUGGAGAUUUCAAAAAGAAAUCCAACAUAAAAGGGGCAAAAAAAAGCAAGUCAUCAACUGAAGGUACCCCACUUUCAUCAAAGAAAAGCAGGAAAGAGAUGGCAGUCCCCAAAGCUGCUGCUGUUCCAAAAGGAUCUGUCCAAACGAAGGCACGUUGCGAUGCUCAAAAAGGUUCUAAGAGCUCGUUCGCUGCUCCAUGGUCUAAGAGUGCCACAGCUGAGCAGCUCAGCUCUUGCAGAUACGGCAGCAGCCCUCCCUUAACGCCCUCCAGUUAUCCAAGCAAGGAAGACAGUAUGAGCAAGGCUGAUGUCUCCCCAGUGGCAGAAAGUGAACUGAUGUUGAACAGGGGUGUUGUGGGCCUUGAGGAGUCAAGUGAAGCCGUGGCCCAGGAGAAAGAAGAUGAUGAAACCUUCAGCAGCCAGGAGAUGGCUGUCUUUGCUGAGGAGAAGAAUUACUCUUCUGAUGAAUUUUCAUUGGUCUUGUUUGAGGAGUAGCCUUUCAGAAAGGGGUGUGUGUAAAGGGUGGAUAAUUUCUUCAUCUAGAUAAGCCUUCCCCACCCAGCCUGGUGCCUUCUAGGUGUUGUGGACUACAACUCCCAUCAGCCCCAGACAGAAUAUCUGGAGGGCACCAGGUUGGGGACGGCUGCUAGAUCUUACUACAGAUAGUCGUGCGUUUGAGAGCACUGAUGGAAAGUAGACAUACUAAGCAUAGCAGAGGAUGCGGGGGAAAGGUUCUUGCAGCUUUGAUUCUUGAGUUUAAUCCACCUAGGAAGUUUGUGACAGCUUGUUUUUAAACAGGGCUGUGAAAAUCCCCCUUUCCCGUUCCUCGGUUAAACAGGCAACUGGAAUCACAGCUAUAAACAAGACAAGGAAAGUAAAUUCACCCUUUAAUAAAUCUGAUUGACUUGUUUAGAACUUAGUGCAAAAGAGAAACCAGGUGAAAUGGCCAUCAAAAUUUAGGAGUUGUUUUCCACCCAUUUGGAAGGUUACAAAAGAUCUUGUCUGUGUUUAAAGAUGUACAACAUUUCCCCCAGUUGUUUAUAAUUACAAUUCAGCAAAGCUCUAUUAAAAUCUGGUUUUGGAUCUAA